Messenger RNA from Bombyx mandarina (wild silkworm), 1105 nucleotides. RefSeq lists its product as uncharacterized. The record is from RefSeq and is a predicted model, not a curated record. Lineage: Eukaryota; Metazoa; Arthropoda; Insecta; Lepidoptera; Bombycidae.
GAAACAAUCUUGAUCAUUGUGAGUUAGUGCGAAGAACAAAGUUAUCUAUAGUGAAUUCAGUGAUCAAAUAUUUAUACAAUGAAUUAUUUGAGUCUUCUUUUGUUAUGCUGCUCGGCGGCCGUGACGAUCGGACAAAGAGUAUCGGAUACGAGCAAUGACUUUACCGGUCAAACGCGAAACGCGGGCGGUUACGGUCUUCUAAAGCCGGGCUAUCAAAACGGUUACAGCGGCUAUGGCGGCUACAACACCGGCAGCGCUGGAAGCAGUUACCCGGGUUACGGAAAUUAUCCUGGCUACGGCAGCUCGGGUUUCGGUUACGGAAAUACCGGUUUAAGCAACGGCUACUCCGGUUUCGGUUAUCCGGGUCAAAGUUAUCAGGGCGGUUUUGGCGGUAACUAUGGUGGUUACCAAGGCGGAUAUCAGGGCGGUUAUCAGGGAGGCUUUGGCGGACUUUCAGGGUACCCGGGCUAUGGAGGGUACAGACCGGGAUAUCAGAGCGGCAGUGCCGGUUACCCGGGCUACAGAUCUGGAUACAACCAAUACAGAUCCAGUUUCGACCGGUACCCCGCGACCAACGCAGGUAAUUUCUUUGGAGGCUACGGCGACGGCUACAGCGACAACUUUAGGGUGGUCGCGAGAAGUACUAACGAGAAGAAGAAGGUGGAAACUGUAGCUUAACUCAAUAGAAAUAAGAUACAUUUUUUAAGUUGUCGAUUAAGUCCUUAUAAAAACACCGUAGUUUGUGCUAAUCGAUUAAUGGUUAUUGUAUUUUAGACAAAGACUUUUACUAGUUAAAUAUGAUAAGCAAUCUAAUAAUCUAAUGAUUUAAUCAUUUUUAUUAAUUGACAUUUAUGGUUUUCGAUAUACAAUUUCGUGGAAUCACAUCUUUGGUACAUUCACGCAAGUAAAAAAACGUUGUCAAUAUUAGUAAUUGUAUAUUUAGAGCCAGUGAGAAAAUAUAUUUUCUCAUAACACAUAUAAGAUGACCCUAUAUAUUCCUAUAUUGCCUUUUCGCAUUAAAAGUGUACAAUUUCCAAAAAUAUUCUAAAUUGAGUUAAUAUGCGUAAACAUUUGGUAUCACCAGUAUUUUUCUCAUAAAUACUGU